Messenger RNA from Clupea harengus (Atlantic herring), 3287 nucleotides. RefSeq names its product solute carrier family 27 member 4 (gene slc27a4). The record is from RefSeq and is a predicted model, not a curated record. Gene Ontology annotation, molecular function: oleoyl-CoA ligase activity; long-chain fatty acid transmembrane transporter activity. Gene Ontology annotation, biological process: medium-chain fatty acid transport; long-chain fatty acid import into cell; long-chain fatty acid metabolic process. NCBI's taxonomy places the organism in Eukaryota, Metazoa, Chordata, Actinopteri, Clupeiformes, Clupeidae. Gene Ontology annotation, cellular component: endoplasmic reticulum membrane; plasma membrane.
ACCCUACAAUUUCUUGCUGUUUUUUUCCCCUCUCUGAACGCGCCCUGUAGUCCUGUAGCGCAGUCUUGUCACUACCGGGUGGAAACUGCCUCAUAGACAACGGCAUGAUUCGUCGACUGGACUGUAUUUCCUUGACAGUACAAUCUCUCUCUCAAGCAGGCUCCACCUCUCUGGGGUGAAACGACAGACCAUGGACGACAGGAUUGGUUCAGAAGGCGUCAGUCAAUACUAGCACAUAGUGCCGGUGUAUACGGCGGGGCGGGCUCACCUAAGAAAAUUAUAAGGUCAUUUGAAUUACCGUAGCCAGAGAGCCCUCUGUUACAAUGGGGCGAGUAAAAUGAUUGUAGUUAUAGCAAUGGACAGAUGAAAUAACGAGAGCAAAGUCGACCGUGGGCGCCACGCGUAUUUGUUACUAUCAGCCAGGAAGAAGGCACGAAGACCGGUGUGUGUGUGUAAUCAACGCAAGAAAACGCCUGAGCAGUGGAAGCGUUUGCUAAGCCGAUCAAGGUGGAAUUCUACGGAACGGGUUCCACUUCAGGCAUAAUACUCACAUUAGCGUGAUUGUGUGGACGAAAGACCAGGAUGAUACGUCUGGCGUGUUGCACCGCUCUCCUCUUCCUGUUCCGGCUAAUCUUGGGGUUGCCAUGGUAUCAGGUGUUGCCCGCCGUCAUCAUCUUCUACCUGGGUUCCGGGGGAUACAAGUUCUUACAUGUCUUCAUGAAGACGAUUGGGAGAGACCUCCAUGCGGCGGGCGUGCUGCUCAGGGUAAAGCUGAACGUGAGGCGACACCUGCGGCAGCGAAACACCAUCCCCAAGAUCUUCGCCGAGAUGGUGCAGCGGCACGGCGACAAGACGGCGCUGAUCUUCGAGGGCACGGGCGAGGCCUGGAGCUUCCGUCAGCUGGACGCCUACUCCAACCGCGUGGCCAACCUGCUGCUGCUGCGUGGCUACAAGGAGGGCGACGUGGUGGCUCUCUUCAUGGAGAACCGCUCGCAGUACGUGGGCCUGUGGCUGGGCAUGGCCAAGAUCGGCGUGGAGGCCGCACUCAUCAACUUCAACCUGCGCCUGGAGGCCCUGGUGCACUGCAUCAACAUCUCCAACGCCAAGGCCGUGGUGUUUGGCAGCGAGCUGACCGACGCCCUGUGUGAGGUGCACAGCUCUAUGGGGAAGACGGUGGGUCUGCUGUGCUCCGGGGACUGGGAUCCCAAACGGGUCCCUGAGGGAACCGAACUCCUGGAACCUCUGCUGGACGCCGCCCCCAAUCACCAGCCAAGCCCACCAGAUCGCGGCUUCACAGAUCGACUUUUCUACAUCUACACCUCUGGAACUACUGGGCUACCCAAAGCUGCCAUCGUAGUUCACAGCAGAUACUACCGCAUGGCUGCACUGGUGUACUACGGGUUCGCGAUGACCCCAGAUGAUGUGAUGUAUGACUGUCUGCCCCUCUAUCACUCAGCAGGCAACAUUGUCGGAGUGGGCCAGUGUCUGAUCCAUGGGAUGACCGUUGUCAUCAGGAGGAAGUUCUCAGCCUCCAAGUUUUGGGACGACUGCAUCAAGUACAAAUGCACUAUUGUUCAGUACAUCGGUGAGAUUUGCCGGUACCUUCUCAACCAGCCACUGCGCGAGACGGAACAGCAGCACCGCGUACGCAUGGCGUUAGGCAACGGCUUGCGGCAGUCUAUCUGGGAGGAAUUCACCGGCCGCUUCAACAUUCCGCAAAUCGCAGAGUUCUAUGGUGCCACCGAGUGCAACUGCAGCCUUGGGAACUUCGACAACAAGAUAGGUGCCUGUGGCUUCAAUAGCCGGAUCCUACCCUACGUCUACCCCAUCCGCUUGGUGAAGGUGGAUGAGGAGACCAUGGAGCUCAUCAGAGGACCAGAUGGAGUGUGUAUCCCCUGCCAGCCUGGUGAACCUGGUCAGUUGGUGGGCCGGAUCAUCCAGAAUGACCCACUGCGACGCUUCGAUGGCUACGUGAACCAGACCGCCACCAGUAAGAAAAUUGCCGACAGCGUCUUCAAGAAAGGAGAUAGUGCCUACCUAUCAGGCGACGUUCUCAUCAUGGAUAAGUACGGCUACAUGUACUUCAAGGACCGGACAGGAGACACGUUCCGCUGGAAGGGGGAGAACGUGUCCACCACCGAGGUGGAGGGAACCCUAAGCCGUCUGCUCGACAUGAAGGACGUGGUGGUGUACGGCGUGGAAGUGCCAGGAUUGGAGGGCAAAGCAGGCAUGGCAGCCAUCGCAGACCCAGAACAGAGCACCAACCUGGAGAAGUUUGUGCGGGACAUGGACAAGGCCCUGCCCGCCUACGCCCGACCCGUCUUCCUACGCUUCCUGCCAGAGGUCAACAAGACGGGAACCUUUAAGUUUCAGAAGACGGACAUGCGUCGCGAGGGCUUCGACCCCAGCAUGGUGUCUGACAGACUGUACUUCCUGGACUCCAGUAGGGGGGGCUACACGCAGCUGACCGACGAGCUCCACCGCAGCAUCGUCUCCGGGAAACAGAAACUCUAAGGCCUGUCUGUCAGGCCGCCUCUGCCCAAUACCCACGCCUCUGCCCUUGCCCAUGCUCCGCCUACACUGCAUCAAAACAAAUCCUCUCUUAAGGCUCCCUCAAUACCAUGCCACACCCCUCGUUACCUCAGUGACCACAGUGACCACAGUGAGGGGAAGCAGGAACACAUUUCAACCAAUGAACAGACGCCCCUUCUCUCACACCCCCACCCCCAAGGUGAUAUGUCCCACCCCCUCAUUAGCCACAUCCAGGAAUGUCAUUCCACCAAUCAGUGCACCCGGCCACGCCCACAGCUUAACCCUGCCCAAUCUGGCGGCCCACUGGGACAACACGGAUAUGGGCUGCCUGGCACUGGGCGAAAAAAGAAAAGGAAAAAGAAAAAAAAAAAAGAAAAACGAAAUAAAAGCUAAAUAUGAAGAAAUCAACAAACAGUGACUGAAUAAACGAAGGACUUAAUGGAAACACGCAUGUGUCGUGUUUGAUGUCGAAGCGUCAGCCCGCUCAGCUUAACCUGCACAAAGCCUCCAUCACACUCCAUUUGGCUCUGUUCCCCAUAGACAUCUCUCCAGCCGCGAAAGAUCAACCUUUCUCACCUUCGGCUCGCUAACGGGUUCCCUAAUGCAUGUUUCUUAUGGAGGAGUAUGCGCUACAAAUGACCAAAACUGCAGAGGGUUACCGUGCAAUAAGAGCCCUGUGUGGCUAACUGCCCUCUAGAUCUUUCGGCAGCUGACACUGGAACAGAUAUUGGCCUCAUCUGGCGAGGUGCUGGGUC